CAGAGUCGCGCCACUUCUCUCCUCAUAAUCGUCGUAGAGGCCGAAUAUAACUCUCCCUCUUCUUCUCUUCCAUUCACUUUCAAAACCCUCACAUAUUUGAUCUCUCGCCCAAAAACAAACCCUAAAAUCCCUUACUCUCCCUCACACUGAAUCUUCCCCCACAUUGUCACCUAAAACCAUGUCCUCCGCCGUCAAGCAAGAAAUCCCGGAACUCUCCUCCGCCGAGAAAACCGCCGGAAUCCCCAAUCCCUCCCCGAUCGACAUCAGCAGCGACAGUGAGAGCAGUAGUAACUCCGUCGAUUCUUCUUCGGACAUCGACGACCUAGAGACCACUUCCUUGAUCGAGUCCAUCACGUGCAAGUCAAGGAACGAACGUAACUUCGAUGAAGCCCCUCCGGCGAAGAAAACGAAACGCGACGGCGAAUCCUCGUUGAGGCUAGGGUUUCCUGAACCGGUGCCGCUCAACUUGCCUGUGACGGCGGCGGUGCCUUUGGCAAUGGCUCGGGUGUUGCCGGACUCAACGUGCGUGACACGGAAAAUUGGGGAUAAAAAUAGUAAUAAUAUCAAUAUGAAUGAUAAUCAAGUAGGUCCAGUUUUACGGGGUUGCAAGCAGUUUUGGAAAGCUGGGGAUUAUGAGGGUGACAAGGACAACGAUGCUAAUUCUGCCUUUUCUUCCGUUGGCAUGGAUCAUGCGAGAAUUCACCCUAGGUUUCUGCAUUCGAAUGCCACCAGUCACAAAUGGGCUUUGGGAGCUUUUGCAGAGCUGCUAGACAAUUCUUUAGAUGAGGUCUGCAAUGGAGCCACUUAUGUUAAUAUUGACAUGGCAAGAAAUAAAAAAGAUGGCAAUCUGAUGAUUGAGGUGGAAGAUAAUGGUGGUGGAAUGACUCCUGAUAAAAUGAGACAGUGCAUGUCUCUUGGGUAUUCAGCAAAAAGCAAAAUGGCAAAUACAAUUGGUCAAUAUGGCAAUGGGUUUAAGACUAGUACUAUGAGACUUGGAGCAGAUGUUAUAGUGUUCUCUCGUUGUCAGGGGAUUAAUGGAACAAGCCCAACACAGACCAUUGGACUGCUAUCUUACAAUUUCCUGAGGGGUACUGGAAAGGAAGAUAUAGUUGUUCCCAUGAUUGACUAUGAGAAAAGUGGUCGAGGUUGGAACAAGAUGGUGCGGGCUUCUCCAGAUGAUUGGACAAGAAAUUUAGCAACCAUUGUGCAGUGGUCUCCUUAUUCAAGUGAAGAAGAUCUUCUUCAGCAAUUUAAGUUAUUUAGAGGGCAUGGCACACGGAUAGUAAUAUACAACCUUUGGGAGGAUGAUGAAGGACAUCUGGAACUUGAUUUUGAUACUGAUCCCCAUGACAUUCAAAUUAGAGGGGUCAACAGGGAUGAGAAGAGCAUUCAGAUGUCAAAAAAAUAUCCCAAUUCUAGACACUUUUUAACUUAUCGACAUUCAUUGAGGAGUUAUGCAUCAAUUCUCUAUCUCAGGCUUCCAUCUCACUUUAGAAUCAUUCUGCGCGGGCAAGAUAUCAAACAUCACAAUAUAGUGAAUGACAUGAUGAUGACGAAGGUGGUGACUUACAGACCUGUAAAUCUCCCAGAGGGAAUGCCAAAAGAUUCAAAUAUGGCUGCCAAAGUGACUCUUGGGUUUGUGAAGGAUGCACGCUCUCAUAUUGAUAUCCAAGGGUUCAACGUUUAUCAUAAAAAUAGACUGAUUAAGCCUUUUUGGCGUGUUUGGAAUGCUGCAGGCAGUGAUGGUCGUGGAGUUAUAGGUGUGUUGGAAGCUAAUUUUGUUGAACCAGCUCACGACAAACAGGGCUUUGAGCGGACAAAUGUUCUUCAAAGACUUGAGCAACGAUUGAUUGGAAUGCAAAAGGAGUUCUGGUCUAAAAAUUGCCAGAUUGUUGGCUAUGCUCCAAGAAGACGUACUAGUGACUUUCCAGAAAGAGAUUCUUCAGUAUCUGAUAAAGAGAAAUCACCCAGAAAUCAGAAUGGUCAUGGUUCUAGUAGUGGAGGGUUUAAGGCAAGCUCAAGUACUAAAAAACUCAAAAAAGGAUCAUCGCCUGUGAAUGCUGGAAGUGAAGAUGGGAACUGUAAUGAGGCAUUGCAUGCUUCCAUUAAACCUCAGCAAGAUCAUGCGUCAGACUCGAGGGAGGUUCUCAUACCUUUGAAAAUAGCUGAUACAAAUGGAGAGGGACAAGUCACGACAGACCAUGUAAUUGAGCGUUCGAUUCUGUUGAGAACAGAUUCAUCGAUUGUGGAAAGAUUGGAGGAGGCUCUAAAUGAUCUCAAUCAUGAAAGAGAUAGGUGUAAAUCUCUUAAAACUGAACUUGAGAAGGCAAACGAAAGAAUAGAAGAGUUGGACAAAGAGCAAGAAGCACUUAUUCAGAUACUAGUGGCAGAAAAGACUGAAAGAGAACAGGAGGAAGAACGACUCAGGAAAAGGCUAACGGAUGCUUCUAAAACCAUUGAUGAGCUGCUUGAGAAGGUGAAACGAUUAGAAGGAAGGACGCCAGUGACCUGCAAAGUUGAAAAAGAAUGAAAAUCUAACAGUAUGAGCCUCUAGGCUUCAAUUCUUCAACUAUACAUGGGGCCUAUUUGUACAGACCGAGGGCCUACUUGCCCUGAAUACCACUGCAGAAUAUGUGCAGUUAGAAACUUAGAAAUAUAUGGAAGUUGCAACACAGGCCUUGUACAUCAUUGUUUUUCGCCCUGGUCUGGUAUUUGAAAUUAUCCACUGUUUGCAGAUGGCUAAUUGUAUGCGCUGGAUUAAAGUGAAUUAACAGAUUCAUUUCUUUUUUCUUUUCUAACAUUAGGAGAUGCACUCUGCCCAUCUGUGGUUUAAUUUUGUUGACUAAACCAUGCUAUUGUUGUUGUAUCUCAUCCAUUGUGGAUCUAAUUAUAGCUAUUCCGAUCGAUAUUAU
Molecule: messenger RNA, 2912 nt
Organism: Rosa chinensis
Lineage: Eukaryota; Viridiplantae; Streptophyta; Magnoliopsida; Rosales; Rosaceae
Product: protein MICRORCHIDIA 7
Exons: 19
Coding region: 179-2530 (783 amino acids)
Cellular component (GO): nucleus
Molecular function (GO): ATP hydrolysis activity
Source: RefSeq, a predicted model, not a curated record